Microthlaspi erraticum is the source of this 597-nucleotide messenger RNA. The record is from the annotation of a GenBank genome assembly. NCBI's taxonomy places the organism in Eukaryota, Viridiplantae, Streptophyta, Magnoliopsida, Brassicales, Brassicaceae.
AUGGGUUCAUCAUGUGCAAUCGAUUACGAAAUCAACACCAAUCUGUUUGAUCCAUUAUGUGUCAGGGCCUCCAUUAUGUAUCUCCCCAAAGAUGAGCCCGAGGAGGUGAAGCUUCUGAUGGAGCGGAUUCGAGGUAAAGAGGAAGAUUUGGGUCACAACCACACCGUAAGGGACGAGUAUGCUCUUAUCAACGAACAGAUCAGGAACAGCCAGGGUUUUGACGUCGAUUUCUCCAAGUUCCGGUACCUUUUCGAUUUCUUCCCUGCGUUUCUCGAUGAAACCGAUGUCGCCGACGCACCAGAAACCGAUGGGGAGUUUUUCGGUAGAUUGUGUAAGGAAGCCAUUGAGGAUUACAACAAAAAAGAGGGGACGAGUUUCGAAUUUGUGGAGGUUGAGAAGGCCAAUGUUUACUCCAAUAGUGGAUACGUUUACUUCAUCACCUUUGUAGCCAAGGAUACUCGUGACCAUAACCAGACCAAAAUCUUCCAAGCUAAGGUCAUCCAUGUUUAUUGUAGAGAGAUUGAACACAGCUUCUGCAGGCUGAAACCCGGUCAAGAAGAUUCCAAGAAUGUUGCGAAGAAACUAAGGGUUCAGUAA